AAGGCUCGUUGAUAUAAAAGGGAGUCCUUAUCUUCUCAUAUUGUUUAGGUUUUCUUAGUCAGACUUACCCCUUGCUACCAACACUGAGCUUAACCGAGCUUCGCAAAGAUGAAUCGGGAAAAGUUAAUGAAGAUGGCCGGUUCGGUUAGAACUGGAGGAAAGGGUACUGUGAGAAGAAAGAAGAAGGCUGUCCACAAGACAACAACCACAGAUGACAAAAGGCUUCAGAGCACCCUGAAGAGAAUAGGGGUGAAUGCCAUCCCUGCUAUUGAAGAGGUCAAUAUCUUUAAGGAUGACGUAGUUAUCCAGUUUCUAAAUCCCAAAGUUCAAGCAUCCAUUGCUGCUAAUACUUGGGUUGUCAGUGGUUCACCGCAAACAAAGAAGUUGCAGGAUAUACUCCCUAGCAUUAUCCACCAAUUAGGACCAGAUAACUUGGAAAACCUGAAGAAGCUAGCCGAGCAAUUCCAGAAGCAGGCUCCUGAAGGGGCCGCUGGUUCAACCACAGCUCAAGAGGAGAAUGAUGACGACGUCCCAGAGCUUGUUCCAGGCCAGGAUUUUGAGACAGCUGCUGAGGAGACCAAGGCUGCUUCUUAGAUUGUGCCAUCGCUAAAUAUCUCCUGUGUUUUAAUUUUUUCUUCUUCUUGAUUUUCCAUUUUAAGUAUUUCAGGUGUUUGGUUCUCCUGUCAUAUACUUUAAACAGUCCAAAUACUCUAUUAAAUCUGCUUUCCUUCAUCUAACUAGGUAUUCAGUUUUUGACUGCACCUGUCAUCCUCAACACCGUUUCAGUUUAUCAGCAUUAUUCGUGGUUCGGUAGUUAAUGUAAGGGGUAUUCAAUUCC
Molecule: messenger RNA, 838 nt
Organism: Glycine soja
Lineage: Eukaryota; Viridiplantae; Streptophyta; Magnoliopsida; Fabales; Fabaceae
Product: basic transcription factor 3-like
Exons: 6
Coding region: 109-594 (161 amino acids)
Cellular component (GO): cytosol; nascent polypeptide-associated complex
Source: RefSeq, a predicted model, not a curated record